Messenger RNA from Oldenlandia corymbosa var. corymbosa, 798 nucleotides. The record is from the annotation of a GenBank genome assembly. NCBI's taxonomy places the organism in Eukaryota, Viridiplantae, Streptophyta, Magnoliopsida, Gentianales, Rubiaceae.
AUGAUGUUUUCUUUCAUCUGGCUACUGAUUUUAACCUAUGCCGGGCUAGUCAGCCCGGCGGACGUUUAUUCGUCUUCUCAGGUCCGCAGCAUCUUCAUUUUGGCCGGACAGAGCAACAUGUCCGGCAGAGGCGGCGUGGUAAACAACACCUGGAACGGGGUGGUUCCAAUCCAAUCCAAGCCCAAUCCAACCAAGAUUCUCCGGUUAAACGCCGGUCUUAAAUGGGUCGGUGCUCAAGAGCCAUUGCACAAGGACAUCGAUGUGAAUGCGACUUGCGGUGUUGGGCCGGGUAUGGCUUUUGCCAAUUCACUGCUCAAUCAGGAUCCCAGAAUUGGUACCAUCGGUUUGGUGCCCUGUGCCGUGGGGAGUUACAUGGGCACCAAGAUUAGCCAAUGGGGCCGUGGGACUUUUCUGUACAGGCAAUUGGUGAGGAGGACAAGGGCCGCCGCCGGCGAUAAUAUGGGUAAAAUCCGGGCACUUCUGUGGUAUCAGGGGGAAAGUGACACCAAAGAUCCUCGAGAUGCUGUUAUGUACAAGAGGAGGUUGGAAAGGAUGUUGAAUAGUCUGCGGGCUGAUUUACAGUUACCUUCGCUUCAGGUUGUCGUUGUAGCAAUUACAUCGGGACAGGGGCCUUACGUAAAUGUGGUAAGAACAGCUCAGUUUGGACUCCAGCUUCCGAAUGUGAUGGUUGUCGAUGCCAAAGGUUUGCCGCUGUCGCCGGAUAACUUGCACUUAAGCACUCCGGCACAGGUCCGGCUUGGAGAAAUGAUCGCCAAGAAAAUACCUCCUUCUGAUUAG